Messenger RNA from Mus pahari (shrew mouse), 3655 nucleotides. It is a transcript of the gene Leng8, whose product is annotated as leukocyte receptor cluster member 8. The record is from RefSeq and is a predicted model, not a curated record. The transcript has 16 exons. Gene Ontology annotation, cellular component: nucleus. The coding region runs from base 176 to 2581 and encodes 801 amino acids. NCBI's taxonomy places the organism in Eukaryota, Metazoa, Chordata, Mammalia, Rodentia, Muridae.
CACGCCGCGGGCAGGACGUUCGAGCCCCAGAGAAGAGCCAGCCGGUGACUGAGCGCUGUCUUGGUUGUCUCGAAGCUGCCUUGGGCCGCCGGUAACGAGUCCCGGGAGCGAGCGGUCCCGACACUGAAAAAGCAGCCUGGCUCCCGAGGUCUACUCCCUACACCCCAAGGUCCAGAUGGCGGCCAACGUGGGUGAUCAGCGAGCUGCAGACUGGUCUUCUCAGUACAGCAUGGUGACUGGGGCUAGCAGAGAAAAUGGCAUGGAGACGCCUAUGCACGAGAACCCAGAGUGGGAGAAGGCCCGCCAGGCCCUGGCCAGCAUCAGCAAAGCAGGGGCUACCAGCAGUUCCAAAGCCAGCAGCAGUGGGCCUGUGGCCAGUGCACAAUACGUCUCUCAGGCGGAAGCCUCGGCUUUGCAGCAGCAGCAGCAACAGUACUACCAGUGGUACCAGCAGUACAACUAUGCCUACCCGUAUAGCUACUACUACCCCAUGAGCAUGUACCAGAGCUAUGGCUCCCCCUCCCAGUAUGGGAUGGCCAGCUCCUACGGCUCAGCUACAGCCCAGCAGCCAUCGGCUCCCCAGCACCAAGGGACUCUGAACCAGCCUCCAGUCCCUGGCAUGGAUGAGAGUAUGGCCUACCAGGCUUCCCCUCAGCAGCUACCUGCAGCCCAACCCCCUCAGCCCUCAAACUCACAACAUGGGACACAUAGUCUAAGCAACGGCCCUCAGCCUGGAACAGCCCCAACCACUCAGCACAGUCAGGCAGGGGCUCCUACAGGGCAGGCAUAUGGGCCACACAGCUACAGCGAACCUGCCAAACCUAAGAAGGGUCAGCAGUUAUGGACCCGCAUGAAACCAGCCCCUGGGACUGGGGGUCUAAAAUUUAACAUCCAGAAGCGGCCCUUUGCAGUCACCAACCAGAGCUUCAGCUCCAAUUCAGAGGGUCAACACAGCAGCUUUGGGCCCCAGCCCAACCCUGAGAAAACUCAGAACCACAGUGGGCCUUCUGGCCGGGGAAACCUGUCUGGGAAGCCGGAUGAUUGGCCUCAGGAUAUGAAGGAAUACGUGGAACGGUGUUUCACCGCCUGCGAGUCAGAAGAGGACAAGGACCGGACAGAGAAAUUGCUCAAGGAGGUGCUACAGGCCCGGCUCCAGGAUGGCUCUGCCUACACCAUUGACUGGAGCAGAGAGCCUCUGCCUGGGCUGACCAGGGAGCCUGUGGCUGAGAGCCCCAAGAAGAAGCGGUGGGAGGCCCCUAGCAGCCUUCACCCUUCCAGGGGGGCAGGCUCGGUGACCAGGGGCGGGGGUGCCCAAUCCCAGCGAGGGACACCUGGGGCUGGGGGUGCUGGCCGAGCUCGGGGUAGCAGCUUCGCCAAGUUCGGCAACCGCAACGUCUUCAUGAAGGAUAACAGCUCUUCCUCCAGCACGGAUUCACGCUCCCGCUCCUCAUCCAGGUCUCCUACGAGACACUUUCGGAGAAGUGACUCCCACUCAGACUCUGACAGCUCUUACUCAGGGAAUGAGUGCCACCCCGUAGGCCGCAGGAACCCACCCCCCAAGGGUCGGGGUGGUCGAGGGGCCCACAUGGAUCGAGGUCGAGGCAGGGCACAGCGUGGAAAGAGACAUGACCUAGCUCCCACCAAACGUAGCCGCAAGAAGAUGGCAGCACUGGAGUGUGACGACCCAGAACGUGAGCUUAAGAAGCAAAAGAGGGCAGCCCGCUUCCAACAUGGGCACUCACGUCGCCUGCGCCUUGAACCUUUGGUGCUACAGAUGAGCAACCUGGAGAGCAGCGGAGCUGACCCCGACUGGCAGGAGCUGCAGAUCGUGGGCACCUGCCCUGACGUUACAAAGCACUAUCUGCGGCUCACCUGCGCCCCAGACCCGUCAACUGUGCGGCCUGUGGCUGUUUUGAGGAAGUCUCUGUGCAUGGUCAAGUCCCACUGGAAGGAGAAGCAGGACUACGCCUUUGCCUGUGAGCAGAUGAAGUCCAUUCGGCAGGACCUGACAGUGCAAGGCGUCCGGACGGAGUUCACCGUGGAGGUGUACGAGACGCAUGCCCGCAUUGCCUUGGAGAAGGGUGACCAUGAAGAAUUCAACCAGUGCCAAACACAGCUUAAGUCACUGUACUCGGAAAACUUAGCAGGCAAUGUGGGUGAAUUUACUGCAUACCGAAUCCUCUACUACAUCUUCACCAAGAAUUCUGGAGACAUCACUACGGAACUUGCAUACCUCACGAGGGAGAUGAAGGCAGACCCCUGCGUGGCCCACGCGUUGGCACUGAGGGCAGCCUGGGCCCUGGGCAACUACCAUCGCUUCUUCAGGCUCUAUUGCCAUGCACCUUGCAUGUCUGGCUACCUUGUGGACAAGUUUGCAGACCGGGAGCGCAAGGCCGCCCUCAAGGCCAUGAUCAAAACCUUCCGCCCUGCGCUGCCCGUCUCCUACCUGCAGGCCGAGUUGGCCUUCGAGGGCGAGGCCGCCUGCCGGGCCUUCCUAGAGCCCUUGGGCCUGUCCUACACGGGCCCGGACAACUCCAGCGUGGACUGCCGCCUCAGCCUGGCGCAGCUGCCAGCCUUCUGAGCACCCAUCGAGCACGGGCGGGGGCAGGGCAGUGGCCCAGCGCCGCCUUUUCAAAUUUUUUGAGCCAUGGACAUGGGUUGUAAAAAUUUGUGGGGAUUAGGCUCCAGGAAGAGCCAGCAUCCCUACCCCCGUUUCCCACCGGGGACCUGUACAGAGAUUUUUCUACGUUUUUAUUUUUUGUCUCAGAGGGGAUAAUUGGGAGUAUAUAGUGGAGCAGGGUGGGGUGGGGGCUACAGGUUCUGUGUCCACCUCUCACCUCCACUAAUGCUGUCUCAGUGUUUUUUCUCUCUCUCUCUCGAGCUCGUACUCCAGCACCUGACUCUGCGUGCUGGCCCAUCCCAUGCUGGGGGGCCAGCAGAAAGAAGACAGGCUGUCCAGCCCGCACCCGCCUGCAGCGGGGCACCAGCCAGCCACACCCAUUGCCUCGUCUGCCUCGUCAUAGACUCUUGCUGCCCAGCCAUUGGGGCCUCAGUGUUUGGGGUGAGGGAAGCCACUUAAAGACUAUGCCCCACCUUCAGCUCCUCACCCCAGAAAUGCCAGCCAGCACCACCGACACAACCAGACCAGCGCCACACCGCACUGAGGACUCCAAGGCCUUCGCGGGACCAUGCCGGCCGGGCUGCCUCGUCUUACUCAAGUUGUAUUAAGUUGUCUCCGUGUCCCUUCCUCCCUCUGCCCCAAUGUUUCUUCUGAUUUUUUUUUCUUUCCCUCCUUCCUCUUCCCUUCCCACUCCCUGGUUCAACACAGGUAAAAUGGUUACCCUCCCUUCUUUCCUCCCCUCUGCCUUCAUGGAUCACCAACUCACGUCAUGUUUCCUUCUCUUUUCUCUGUGUGUGUGUUUAUUUAAGUUACUUUUCUUCCUUCUCCCCUUUUCUUUUUACCCCCCCCCCCUCUGCCAUGUAACUGGAGGAUGUGCUGAGGUCGCAAACAGCUGGACUGUCGGGCUGCUUUUUUUCCAGAUGCCUCCCUGCCUCCCCUCCCUACCUCUCCCCUCCCCUUCCUUCAUUCUCCUUGAGCAUUGAGUACAGUACAUUUUGGAAGCUUGAAACCAAAAUUAAAGAGAGAGAGCGAGAA